Molecule: messenger RNA, 675 nt
Organism: Budorcas taxicolor (takin)
Lineage: Eukaryota; Metazoa; Chordata; Mammalia; Artiodactyla; Bovidae
Product: C-reactive protein-like
Exons: 2
Coding region: 1-675 (224 amino acids)
Biological process (GO): innate immune response
Molecular function (GO): complement component C1q complex binding; low-density lipoprotein particle binding
Source: RefSeq, a predicted model, not a curated record
AUGGAGAGGCUGUUGUGGUGCUUCCUGGCCUUGAUCGGCUUCUCUAGGGUUUUGGGCCAGACAGACUUGCAUAAGAAGGCCUUCGUGUUUCCCAAAGAGACGGAGAAUUCCUACGUAUCUCUGAGAACACAGUUAGAGACCCCACUCAAAGCCUUCACUGUGUGUCUCUAUUUCUACACAGAGCUGGCCCGAACCCGCAGCUACAGCAUUUUCUCUUAUGCCACCAGGCAGCAACCUAACGAGAUCCUCAUAUUUUGGUCUAAGGGUAGAGGCUAUACUUUUGGAGUACAUGGGAAGGAGAUAUCAUUCCAGAGUUUCGAAAAUACUCAAGCUCCAACACACAUCUGUGCCAGCUGGGAGUCCACCUCCGGAAUUGCAGAGCUCUGGGUGAAUGGGAAACCCCGGGUGAGGAAGAGUCUGGAGAAGGGAGCCUCUCUGGGGAAAGACGCCAGCAUCAUCCUGGGGCAGGAGCAGGAUGCGUUCGCUGGGGGCUUUGAUAGAAACCAGUGUUUGGUGGGAGACAUUGGAGAUGUGAACAUGUGGGACUUUGUGCUGUCGCCGGAAGAGAUUAACACUGUCUAUGUUGGUGGGAACCUCAGUCCUAAUGUCCUUAACUGGAAGGCGCUGAACUAUGAAGCAAAGGGUGAGGUGUUCGUUAAGCCUCAGCUGUGGUAG